AUGUCGAUGAAACGGAUCGCCGAACACAAUAAGAAGAUGAAGAUUACUCAGAAAGCAAUAGACUUGCUAAACGAGGCGCUUAAGAGCAAUGCAGAAUCUGAGAAAUACUUCCUGGAGAGGGCUGCCAUUCUCGGUAAAUUUGCAAGCAAUCUUGAGUCUGAAGGAGUAGACGAACACGAACCCUGUAUGACCAAGCUCCAUGCAGUUAUUUCAUCGUAUCUGCAAAGUAAGGGAAGUUUCGAAGAAAUUGCUAAAGAGUUCGCAGAUAUGCAACCGCCUAUACUUGAAGAGAUUUUUUUGCUCCAAAGUCUUAAGAAAAACGCGAUUGAAGCAUUCCAGGAUGGAGGAGCCCUCACCACCAAGAAAAAGACGAGGCUUUUUGCUUGUUUCUUGUAG
Microthlaspi erraticum is the source of this 396-nucleotide messenger RNA. The record is from the annotation of a GenBank genome assembly. NCBI's taxonomy places the organism in Eukaryota, Viridiplantae, Streptophyta, Magnoliopsida, Brassicales, Brassicaceae.